This is a messenger RNA of Fomitopsis serialis, 312 nucleotides long. RefSeq names its product histone-fold-containing protein. Lineage: Eukaryota; Fungi; Basidiomycota; Agaricomycetes; Polyporales; Fomitopsidaceae. Gene Ontology annotation, molecular function: protein heterodimerization activity; structural constituent of chromatin; DNA binding. The coding region runs from base 1 to 312 and encodes 103 amino acids. The transcript is spliced from 4 exons. Gene Ontology annotation, cellular component: nucleosome. The record is from RefSeq and is a predicted model, not a curated record. Gene Ontology annotation, biological process: nucleosome assembly.
AUGUCUGGCCGUGGAAAGGGUGGAAAGGGUCUGGGAAAGGGCGGUGCGAAGCGUCACCGGAAGAUUCUCCGUGACAACAUUCAAGGCAUUACAAAGCCCGCCAUCCGUCGUCUCGCACGUCGUGGUGGUGUGAAGCGGAUCUCUGGCCUCAUCUACGAGGAGACCCGUGGUGUCCUCAAGAUAUUCUUGGAAAACGUCAUUCGCGAUUCCGUCACAUACACCGAGCACGCAAAGCGGAAAACUGUUACCGCACUCGACGUUGUCUAUGCCUUGAAGCGAUCGGGUCGUACCUUGUACGGUUUUGGUGCAUAG